AUGCCGAAAAGAGUUCUGAUUGCGUACUGCAUUGACGUCGACGCCUGCGCGAAUUGGCUUAACACAAAGACUGGUUCGCAUGCAAACGCCAGUGAUGUUUCGCGCGGUGUAUUCGGCGCCAACGUCGGCACCGACCGGCUGCUCAAGUUCUUCGAUCAGCAAGGGAUCAAAGCGACUUGGUUCAUGCCCUCGCAUAGCAUCCUCUCCUUCCCCGCACAAAUGGCCAAGGUGCGCGAUGCUGGACACGAGAUCGGACUGCAUGGAUACACGCACGAGUACGUUUCGCAUCUGACCGAGGCGCAGGAGCGCAAGGUCAUGGCGAAGAGCAUCGAAGUCUACAAGGAGUUCACGGGUAAACACCCCCGAGGCUGGGCCGCUCCUGCCUGGGAGGUCUCCCCACGCAGUAUGAGCAUUCUCGAGGAGUUCGGUUUGGAAUACGAUCACUCCAUGAUGCAUCAUGACUGCCAGCCCUACUACGUGGCGGACAUGGGAGACACGGUUAUUCACACGGACUACUCCAAAGAUCCAGACGAGUGGAUGGUGCCCAUGAAGGAGCAGGUGCCGACCAAGAUUGUUGAGCUGCCUGCUUCGUGGUUUAUCGACGAUUGGCCCCCGAUGCAGUUUUCGCAUCGCAACCCGGGCACUGGGUUUGUCAACCCCGAGGAUGUGGAAAGGCAGUGGCGGGACCAAUUCAGCUUCUUCUAUCGCGAAUAUGACACUUUCAUAUUCCCUAUCAGUGGGCACCCGCAGGUCAGCGGUCGGUCUAAUGUGCUUCUCAUGCAGGAACGGUUUAUUGAGUGGCUCAAGACCCAUGAAGGAGUCGAGUUUAUGACACUGGAGCAGAUUUGCGAUGAGUACAAAUCCGGGAAGAUUGCCGGAGCGUCAGUGACUGCUGGUGUUUAG
Molecule: messenger RNA, 903 nt
Organism: Penicillium lagena
Lineage: Eukaryota; Fungi; Ascomycota; Eurotiomycetes; Eurotiales; Aspergillaceae
Product: polysaccharide deacetylase family protein
Exons: 2
Coding region: 1-903 (300 amino acids)
Biological process (GO): carbohydrate metabolic process
Molecular function (GO): hydrolase activity, acting on carbon-nitrogen (but not peptide) bonds
Source: RefSeq, a predicted model, not a curated record